Molecule: messenger RNA, 3249 nt
Organism: Poecilia latipinna (sailfin molly)
Lineage: Eukaryota; Metazoa; Chordata; Actinopteri; Cyprinodontiformes; Poeciliidae
Product: SH3 and multiple ankyrin repeat domains protein 3-like
Exons: 12
Coding region: 59-1948 (629 amino acids)
Cellular component (GO): postsynaptic membrane; dendritic spine; postsynaptic density
Molecular function (GO): synaptic receptor adaptor activity; ionotropic glutamate receptor binding
Source: RefSeq, a predicted model, not a curated record
GAGAGAGAGAGAGAGAGAGAGAGAGAGAGAGACAUAGACUGAGCCCCCAACACGGAGCAUGCCUCUGCGUCCGGCAGCCGGCAAACAUGAGCCACCCAGCUCUCCACGGCAGGACCAGCAGCAGCGCACACACACACACUCACGCACGCACACGCACCCUUACACACACGCAGCAAACGGCAGCCAGGGGGCCAGCACUGACAGCAGCAGCUCCCGGGAAGAGGAGAGCAGCGUCCCCGUUCCUCACGCUGUUCCGGCUUUCGGUCCCGGUGGAGAGCACAGCAACAGUGCAGGAGCACCCAUGGAGGAGCCAACAGGCAACACUGUGGUCAUCCGCAUUGGAAUCCCAGACCUACAACAGACGAAAUGUUUGAAAUUCAACGUGGAUGCACCAAUCUGGCUGUCCAAGCAACGGAUCCUGUGUACCCUCAACCAGAGCCUGAAGGAUGUGCUCAACUAUGGCCUAUUCCAGCCGGCUUACAAUGGCAAGGCCGGCAAGUUUCUGGAUGAGGAGAGACAGCUUAGGGAAUACCCUUUCCCAUCCAUUGCUCCUGUACCGUACCUAGAGUUCCGCUAUAAAAGACGCGUCUACACACAGACCUACAUAGAUGAAAAGCAGUUGUCUAAGCUUCACACUAAGGCAAACUUGAAGAAGUUUAUGGAGUAUGUGCAGCAGAGAAACAUUGAAAAGGUCUCACGGUUUUUGGAAAAAGGCCUGGAUCCUAACUUCCAUGAUCCAGACACAGGAGAAUGCCCACUAACGCUGGCAGCACAGUUGGAGGGAUGUGCCGAGCUCAUCAAAGUGCUUAAAAAUGGAGGGGCACAUCUGGACUUCCGAACAAAGGAUGGCAUUACUGCCUUGCACAAGGCUGUGCGCAGCAAGAACCACACAGCACUUAUAACACUGUUGGACUUGGGUGCUUCUCCUGACUAUAAAGACAGCAGGGGUCUUACUCCUCUCUACCACAGUGCAAUGGUCGGAGGAGACCCAUACUGCUGUGAACUGCUGCUGCAUGACCACGCACAGGUCGGCUGUGAGGAUGAGAACGGCUGGCAGGAAAUACACCAGGCGUGCCGCUACGGCCACGUGCAGCACUUGGAACACCUGCUGUUCUACGGAGCUGACAUGAGUUCCCAGAAUGCAUCUGGAAACACUGCCCUACAUGUGUGUGCUCUCUACAAUCAGGAUAGCUGUGCACGUGUCUUGCUUUUCCGAGGAGCCAAUAAAGAGAUAAAGAACUACAAUAGCCAGACUGCUUUUCAGGUGGCUAUUAUAGCAGGAAACUUUGAUCUUGCAGAAAUCAUUAAGGUCCACAAAGUAUCAGAUGUCGUGCCUUUCAGGGAGACCCCCUCCUACACCAACCGUCGACGUGUUGUGGCUGGCACCCUGCCCUCACCGCGUUCCUUGCUGCGCUCUGCAAGUGACAACAACCUUAACGGUGACCAUGAUCACAUCCACCCUCCGCGCCCUCGAGAAUCCCGCGGCCGCCCUGGUCACUCCCCUGUUCCCUCACUGCGCAGUCUCCCAGCUUUUGGGCAACAGCACAGCAGCCUUGGAGAAGGUCGUCAUGGGGAGAUCCCUGACAGCAGUCUCCAGAGUACCGGCAGCUCCAGAUCCUCCCAUUCCCGCUCACCGUCAUUACAUCACAUGCAUGAAGAGGACAGGCCGGUUCCCAGACGUUCCCACAGCCAUGGCUACCCUCAUGGACAUGGUCCUCGUGGGAGACUCAGCCCUGGCUCAGUGCAGCGAGACCCAAGUCCACCUCAUCACACACCUCCUGCACUGACAGGCCCUCUGGGGCCCAAACGGAAACUCUACAGUGCUGUCCCAGGACGUACCUUCAUUGUGGUCAAGCCCUACACCCCACAAGGGGAAGGAGAGAUCCAGCUCAACCGUGGAGAACGGGUAAAAGGCGAGUUGUCUUUUCUGAUUUUUUUUUUUUUUUAAUGUAUGUGUGAUUUUAUCUGUCUCAAUUGAUUCAUUAUUAGGAUUAUGACCACAAUAUAUACGGAUGUACAUUUAUGCCUGCUGGUUGUCGUACAAAAAUAUGUGACAAAAUAUGGCUUGCAUGAGUGUAUGAUGAUUGACAGAACUUGAAAAAAAAAACUUACCUUGUUCUCUCAUAUCAAUACUUCACUUUCAACCUUGAAGUCAUUUCAAUAAUUUUUGAGCAUAACAUUGUGAAUAACCAUUUCACCAACUUUUUUUUUUUAAUGUGUUGAUUUCUGCUAUUAGCAAUGUUUUGUUUUCUUUCAUGGGUUUGUGUGUGUGCUUUUGUCUCCAUUCAUGCUUCACUCCAGACUUUGACUGUAAUGACGUAGAAGGUAAACUCCAUAAUAUGCUCCUCACCCAAAAUCCCCCCCCCCAAACAAACCUAAGUGUGUUAACCCCACACCCACAAUGAAAGCAAUUAGAGCUUGGCCCUGUUUGAAUCCACUUGAGAAAUGUGCACACUCCCACAACAAAUCUUUGAUCACUGCAAGGAGAGCGUGCAAAUUCAAACAGGUCCUGUGUGCUUUUGGAUGUUGGUGUGCAUACAUAUGAUGUGUUUUUCCACCUUUGGGAGAGUGCUUCCUCUUUGUGUGCACAACAGAUUUUCUGCUUGCCCUUACCUCUUAUCACCUGUCCACAGACACCCAAUUCUAGACUGACCCCACACCCAACAUCCUGUCACUUCACAUGCAUCACCAUGGAUCAGACCCACAUUAGCUUAAUGGAAACAGUUCCCUCAUGUCCUUAGAAGGUCCAGAAAGAGUCGGGUGGCACUCAUACCGAGACCUCUUAUGUUCCUUUCAGAUCUACAGAGGGACAGGAAGUUACAGCUUAAGGGUCAAUUUGAAAUGUCUGUCUAAUCUUUGGGUGAGACACAUAAUCACUUACUUCCUGCUUCUCCUAAUCUACAAAGAAAUUAUAAGCAUGCCUUCUUACUUUUUAUGUAAAUCUAUAUUAUUACAGGGAAAAAAUGAAACAAUCUGAAUUAUAGCCGAGCAGGCUUGAAAGGUGAUGGAUACUGAAGUUGACAUAAUAGUUAAUGCAGUUGUGAUGACUCAACAGCAGUGUAGUAUACCUCCAACUGUCGAAUGGAUCGGCUGUCACCAGCUUUUACGCUGGUGCCACCGGAUCCAUAACCCUGCUAUUAAUGUGAACACCCAGUGUUUUGUAGUUCUCUCAUGUUGACACAUACAGGAAACAAGCUUACAGCAUCAUGGCAGCCAACACUAUGGCAGUGCCAAGAAAACCAUCUGGUC